This is a messenger RNA of Guyanagaster necrorhizus, 1134 nucleotides long. RefSeq lists its product as uncharacterized. The transcript is spliced from 8 exons. NCBI's taxonomy places the organism in Eukaryota, Fungi, Basidiomycota, Agaricomycetes, Agaricales, Physalacriaceae. The record is from RefSeq and is a predicted model, not a curated record. Bases 1 to 1134 code for a protein of 377 amino acids.
AUGUUAUCGCAAGCGGGGGCUGAAGGUCAGAACCUGGCGUUAACCCCCACCGCCUCUCCUCCCUUUUAUACGGCCCACCUAACGCACCGGGCCUGUCUCACUUCCACUUUGCACGUUUAUUGUCUUUUUCCCCAAAGUGCAAUUAGACAACCACUAAUUUACGAAAUUGCUGCUUGGCUUCACAAUAAGAGCCAGGACUCGGAGCGGCACGCCGCGAUCCUGACUUGGAAUUACGUUCUCGCAGUAGGCGUCGGGUGGACAUUGUAUGAUGUAUCCCGCACUUCCACUACAUCCAAUUCGAGCGAAAUAAUUGGAAUAUGUCCGCAACCCAACGUCUAUGACUUUACAAUGCAGCACGCACCUAUGGCAUCUUCCGAACUGCUCUUGGAGUUAAUCUCGUCUAUUACUAGGCAGGCAUCGAAUCUAUCUUCUCACCGGCAGAAGGAGAAGCAUGGAGCUCAUAUGCUGGACUUGCGCUUAAUCACCCGGAAACCUUCGUUGAACUGCAUUGUUUCCGUGCACGAACCUUCUGAAAGUCGAGAUUCUAAUGCGUACUACCGAUGCCGGCCAUGUCUCUUCGGUACUCCCAUCAAUGGGACAGAAAAGAUAGCUGAUUCUUUGAAUGAGAUUGAUAGCGCGAAAUGCAAACUCCCGGUUACGAAGCAGCUCGAUCCGAUAGACCUUAAAGUCCUCUUACAAGCCCCAAGAAGCACAGACCCAGAGGACGUCAUCCUACUUACCGACUCCUCUUCCUCCUCUACACCAAGCCUGCUGACCUCUGAUACUACAAGUGAAAAGUCUGUACCCAUCCUCAUCAGCGAGUUAUGGAACCAGGAGAUGAAGCGAUAUGAGUCUUGUUCUACUAUCGGGGGAUCCGUGACGGGCAGCAAAAAUGUGCCAGAACCUGGCCUUGAGACAAUCGUUCCUCGAAGCAAAGCCAAGCAAAACGUAGCCCCAGUAUCUCGCAUGAAUCGACAAAAAACCUGGCGAACGCCCUCCGCUCGCUGUGGAUACCGACAACGACUACCCAACGAAGACUGGUCCGAAUACAUUGAUCGUUCUCUCCGAAACUUCGGGAAAUCUCUCCUCAAAAUAGCAACCGAAAUUGAACUCGAAGCAUCAGACUUGCCAUGA